This is a messenger RNA of Parnassius mnemosyne (clouded apollo), 642 nucleotides long. Lineage: Eukaryota; Metazoa; Arthropoda; Insecta; Lepidoptera; Papilionidae. The record is from the annotation of a GenBank genome assembly.
AUGUUGCUGUCCUGUCUCGUGGUUUCAUCUCUCAUUAGCAUAGCGACAUCCGCUGGAAACGAAUACCUACCUCCUAGUAAGGGCUACAACUAUGAAAAACCACCUAUCCCAUUCCCCAGUCCAAAGCCUCAACCGGCAGUGACGCCAAGGCCUCAGCCACAUCACUCAUACUUACCCCCCGUUACCAGUUCACCUACAAUCGGGCCGCAGCCAGGACCAAGACCCACACCGGGACCUAGACCGAAACCAAGCCCGAGACCGCAGCCUACGCCCCACGAUGUCGAUCAUCAUCAUCACCACGAACACCACGAGCACCACGAAGGUGAACACGAUCAUCACCACCAUCACGAACCUGGCAUGCCCUUCGACUUCGCGUACGCUGUGAACGAAGACGGUAACGACUACAGUCACAACGCGAUAUCAGAUGGUGACAUUACAAGAGGAGAAUACAGAGUCGCCCUUCCUGACGGGCGUGUACAGAUUGUAAAAUACACUGCCGACUGGAAAAAUGGUUUCAACGCCGAUGUAUCGUAUGAGGGCGAAGCACGGUAUCCCGAACCUAGCAUCAACUCUAUAGGGUCUCCUAGCCAAGGUGGUCAAGCAUAUGUACCACCCAGCCAAGGAGGUGGUUACAAAUACUAA